Molecule: messenger RNA, 774 nt
Organism: Aspergillus uvarum CBS 121591
Lineage: Eukaryota; Fungi; Ascomycota; Eurotiomycetes; Eurotiales; Aspergillaceae
Product: 5'/3'-nucleotidase SurE
Exons: 5
Coding region: 1-726 (241 amino acids)
Cellular component (GO): P-body
Molecular function (GO): hydrolase activity
Source: RefSeq, a predicted model, not a curated record
AUGCUCGGGAACAUUCCCCGUCCCCAAAGUCAUGUGACGUUGUCAACGACAACGGGCCCCCUUCGCGUGAAACAUCCUGUAUGUGCAACCUUGGUUCACGAACUCCAAUCCCAAGGACACAUCGUGACUGUGGUCUUGCCAAACCAGCAACGUUCCUGGAUCGGAAAAGCCCACUUCGUCGAGGAUGUGAUCGGGCUGCAUCACUAUCACCCUUAUCAGCAGGAGGGCAAGCCUAUCCCGAUCGACCUGGUGGUAUCGGGCCCCAACCUCGGAGCGAACGCAACAGCUCUGUUCUCCCUCUUCAGUGGCACAAUCGGCGGGGCCAUGGAGGCCGUCCUGUGUGGAAAGAGGUCUAUUGCUCUAUCCUUUGAGCCAGCUACCAAAGACGAUAUUUGCAAUCAAGGGCAGAUUACAGAUGCAUCUAGGCAUGCCGUACGUCUGAUUGAGCAUUUAUACCACAGCUGGGACGACGGCGUAGAACUCUACUCCGUGAACAUACCGCUGCGAUCUGUUCCCAGCGGAGACAGGAAGGUCGUUACACGGAACGCGGAUUCGCCGCUGCUACUGCGAUGGGCGCCAGACCUAUCAGAUAUCCACGGUAGUAUGGACCGCACCUCGGAUGCAGAUGAUGACUGGGCAGUCCGUGAAGGAAAGACCAGUGUGGCUCCGUUGAAAGCAAAUUUCAUGCAUGCUGCCCAGUGCGAAGGCGAGAUCCACCUAGGGUAAUCUUUUUCAAGGUCGCUAGAGUACUAGAUAUGAUAACAUAGGACGUGG